UUCCAAAUGCCUCCCCUCCAAUUUUUGUUUAUCCUCAUAGCCCUUCACUUAUCAGCGAUGCCUUCCGAGAGAGAUACUAUGAGGUCGUGAAUAUAUUCAGACAGAAUACUGAGGAACAUUCGACCUUAAAGGAUCGUAUCCAGCAUAUAGACUAUACACUCAAGAUGUGUGGCCCCUCAGUCAAUGAAUCUCAUCCUUCAAUCUUGGUGUUUUGCCGCCCAAAGGAGUUCAGUUCUCUAAGUAGCCUUCUUCUUAGCAAGCCCCUUAAGUUUCAGUACUGCCUUCGGAGAUCAUCGUCCAAAUACUCCUGGAAGGGGUGGCGGAGAAACCAGCCCGCCUUCCCUGGAGAUACAAGCAAACCACUCUUCAACCUUUAUUUUUGGUGUCAAAAGAGACCACGAAUUCUGCUAGGGUGUGACCAAGUUAGAGUCUUUAUCGAAUCCGAGACUAGCAUGUCAACUUCAAUAUCGCAGCCAGAUCUUGAUGCAGGGCUGACUUUAUGUGGCUCGACCAUUUCUGUCUCUCCAGGAGGCCUUCAAUGUUCAACGAUAGGCUGUAUUAUCGAGAUAGAAUCAGAUCUUUACGCUCUGACUGCAGCACAUGCUAUAAGACCAUCAAGACUACACUCAAAUAUAGCCGAAGCAAAAGAUAAUAACACAACAUUGGAUACAACUCUGCAUGAUGCAGUAGCAUCCCUCCCUGGCGAUAAGCGACUCACGUUAACAGCAACUACGGGGAACGACCAUAUGCAAACCGGGGUGUUUACCAUCCAUUCCAUUGACAGAAAUUCACUUGAUGAAACUUACGAAAACGACGAUUAUGUCGUUGAUGAGGUGACGUACGAUAUUGUUAGUGAUAUCAGUGAGGAUGACGAGUCAAUAGACGGAAACCGGCCACCAAUUGCUGACGAUUCCGUCCCCGAGACCCGACCAUUUGCUCCUGGGCAGGAGGCGUUGGCUUUCUUCCCUGAGUAUCACAACACACGUGAUUCUAGUAGUCUAGAUCUCGAUUGGGCCGCCAUUCCAUUGAAGGAACGAGAGCAGUGGCGUCCGAAUGCCUUCGUGAGCGUUGAAGAUCCGUCACAUCCUAUGUUUCUCUCCGAAGUUGCUGUAACUCAUCCGAGGAGUGAGACGAGAGUUUUGAUAGUUAGCUCCGGUCAUACCGCAAGAAAUGCGAUGCUACAGCCGGUAUCGUCAGUUCUAGGGGGAAUCAAUGGCAGUCGGGCGUCAACAGUUUGGAGUGCUAUUAUGACAGACAAUGAUAGUAAGUUUCUCAAUUUGAGAUAUAGCCGUUAUUAACCUCAGUUAUAAGGUGUCUCCAAAGGAGAUUCUGGGUCAAUUGUCAUUGACGCGCAGACCGGCGUGAUAUAUGGACACGUUAUAGCGUCGAAUCCGUUACGAGAGGUUUAUAUCAGUCCAUUAGCUGCCAUUUUGAGCCAGAUAAGCUCAUGCUUUCUUACCACGACAGUAUCAUUACCUAAGCCAUUGCCACUACUAACUAGUCUAGCUACUUUGUGUCUCGAGAAGAAGCAAGAUGCUAGAGCCGUCAAGUUGCUGACUCACUUGGACUCGUUGAUCCGAUCUAUGGAGGAUGAAGGGCAAACUAGUGCAUUAGCAUCUUGGAGGAAAUCCAACGAAC
Messenger RNA from Xylaria bambusicola, 1638 nucleotides. RefSeq lists its product as uncharacterized. The record is from RefSeq and is a predicted model, not a curated record. NCBI's taxonomy places the organism in Eukaryota, Fungi, Ascomycota, Sordariomycetes, Xylariales, Xylariaceae. The transcript has a single exon. Bases 165 to 1298 code for a protein of 377 amino acids.